AUGAAUAAUCUUAGAGAAAGAUCACCACUUUCAACUGGAAGUAAAUCACAUCAAGAGAUUGAUAUAGAAGAUGAUGAUAUUGCAAUUGGAUAUGAUGAAGAAGUUGAUGAUAGUGACGAUGAUAGUACUACAACCGAUCAAGAAGAUACAAGUACUGAUGACGAUGAUAAUGAUAAUGGUCAAAGUCAUCGACAACAUCAACAUCAACAUCACACGAAAAAUGAAAUACAUCAACAUCUAUUAUACAACAUCAAGAAAAAGAAUCAAGAUAAUGAUAGAUCAUCAUCUUCAUCUAAUGGUUGUUUUAAAAGAUUAAUAUUACAAACUGGUGGUGGAACAACGAAAGGAGGAAUCAAUUCAUACAAAAGAAAGAAUAUAACAUGUUUGAUUGGAACAUUGGUAUUUGGAAUAUCACUCUUUUUAAUUGUAAUGUUAUUGACUAGAUUCCCAUUAUCAUAUAUUGAUCAUGAAGAUUACUCUGAUAAUAUAUUGUCAUCAUACUGUGCUCAUUUAUCAAUGGAGUCUGAUCAAGUUGAACUAUCAAAAAAUCAAUGUUCAUUCCUUCAACACCAACAUCAACAACAACAAAAACAUAAUAAUAAUAACAAAAAUAAUAAGAAUAAUAAUAAUAUUCAAAAUAAUAAUACAAUUCAUAAUUAUGAAUGUAAUCCGUCAAAUUUAAAUAGACCACAAUAUCAAUAUAAAUUGGGUGGAUUGGAAUAUGAAGGAAAGGAUCCAUUCUCUUGUCGUCCACCAGUUGUUAGUAUUAUUGUACCAGUUUAUAAUACACCAAAGUAUCAGUUAUUGGAAAUGUAUGAAUCGGUGAAUCGUCAAUCAUUACAGUCGUUUGAAUUGGUGAUUGUGGAUGAUGGAUCGACCAACUCUGAAACGAUCAACCUCAUCAAUGAUUGGGAGAAAUCAGACACUCAUGUACAUAUCCAAAAACAUAGUUCAAAACGUGGAUUACCAUCUGCUCGAAAUACUGGUAUCAAACAGUCCCGUGCACCCUAUAUAUUCCUACUUGACUCUGACGAUAUGAUCGAACCAACCACUCUAGAGAAAUUAGUUUGGAAGUUAGAGACAUCACCUCACAUUGCAUUUGCCAAGGGAUGGACAGUUGGAUUUGGAGCACAAGAGUAUGUUUGGGAAAAGGGAUAUGAAAAGGCAGACGCAUUCCUUUACGAAAAUCAAGUCACUGUCACUGCCAUGUUUAGAAAGGAAGUAUUCUUUGAAAACGUCCAUAAUCGCAGUCUUGCGCAUUACUCUGGAUUCGAUGAACAAAUUAUUGGAGGAAUGGAAGAUUGGGAUUUCAUUUUAAAGUGUGCCAACAAUGGACUAUGGGGUGAAACCAUUCCAGAUCAUAUUGAUAUUCAUAAUCAUUUGGAUAAACAAGUACCAAGAUGUUUAUUAAUUCUACCUUGGUUAAAUACUGGUGGAGCUGAUAAAUUUAAUCUAAAUUUUGUUAGAGAAUUAAUUAUUAAAGGUUGGGAUGUUACCAUUGUAACUACACUUCAAUCUUCAAAUCCUUGGUUACCUUCUUUUCAAAAAUUAACUCCAGAUAUAUUUGUAUUGGAUAAUUUCUUGACAACAGAAGAUACACCAAGAUUUUUAUGUUAUUUGAUUGAAUCUAGAAAGAUUGAUAUUACUUUGGUAUCAAACUCAGAAUUGGGUUAUUUAUUUGUACCAUAUCUUAAAGAAAAAUGUCCAUUCUCUGCUAUUGUUGAUUAUGUACAUAUGGAAGAAGAUCAUUGGAAGAGUGGUGGUUAUGCAAGAUAUUCAUUAUCAAUGCAAUCAACAUUAGAUUUAUCAAUUGUAUCAUCAGAUCAUUUAAAGGAAUGGAUGAUUAAAAGAUCAAUGACAAGUAGAUUAAAACAACAUCAUUAUAGAGAGAAAAAAGAAAAGAGUAAUCAAGAACGAGGAGGAAAUGGUACACCAACUCAAACCCAUCAACCAAUGGAAAGUGCAAUUGCCGAUAAUAUAGAUGUCUGCUAUGUCAAUGUUGAUAUGAAGGAAUUCCAAUUUAAUAUUGUCGAUCGAAAUAGAAUUAGAGAAUUAUAUAAUAUACCAAUGUCAACCACAGUGGUAUUGUUUGCUGGUAGAUUGGUGGAACAGAAACAACCAAAAGUAGCAUUGGAAGUGUUCAAAAAAUUGAUUGAAAAUGAUGUUACAUUUAAUGCAUUUAUAGUAGGCGAUGGAGAACAAAGAGACCAAGUAGAAGAAUUUAUACAGAGAAAUGGAAUGCAAUCGGUUGUAAAGAUACUUGGAGACGUUCCAAGUGAAGAUAUGCCAGCCAUUAUAUCAGCAUCGGAUAUUGUAUUUUUGCCAAGCGCAAUGGAAGGUAUAUCGAUGUUAUUUUUCGAAUCAAUGGCUGCUGGUGUCAUACCAAUCGGAAGAAGUAUCGGAGGUCAACAUGAACUCAUUACAGCCGACGAAGGAGAGUUGUUGUCAUUCCCAAAACAUCAUGAUGGUCCUGAAUACACGGUGCCAGCCUACACUGAAAGACUCCAACACCUCAUCCAACUAUCACCAAGAGAAAAGAAAGAAAAGAGUCUAGCUUGUAUAACGAGAAUUGCAACCUACUUUACCAUUGAAAUGAUGUCUGAAUCAAUGAUCAAAUCAUUCUGUAAGGCAAGUUAUCGUAAACGAAUGAAAGAGUCUGGAUCCUUACUCUCAUUUAUGGACUAUCCCAUUGCCCAUACUGGCAAGUCUAAUCGACCAAAGAAAAUAGUCCAAACUGCCGUUCCAAUGAGUGGGUUUGGUGACAUUAAUGAACACAAUGGUGAUGGUGCCGGAGACGACCAUCAAUCUGUCUUUGGACUACACAAUGUUGGUGUUGGACAAGAAUUGGCCAUACAAGCCAUUGAAUCGAUAAAAUGGCAAAAGAAAUCAGAUGCAAUGUGGAAAACACUGGAAGCAUUGAAAAAACAGGUGGUCGAUGACAAACCAUACCACAAUCAAUGUGAUAUAGACAAGGCCGAUGGUGAUUCACUCAAGACUAAUCUCCAACAAUUGACCAAAUCUCAUACACAAUUACAACAAGAAUUUGAUCAAUAUGUAAAAGAAAAUGAAGACCUAUAUUCAAAAUACCAAGAUACUUUGGAAUCUUUAAGAAAAUAUCAAUUACAAGAUAAAGAAAAAGGAAAGAUAAAUAUUCAAAAUAAUGAUGACGAUUAA
Cavenderia fasciculata is the source of this 3174-nucleotide messenger RNA. It is a transcript of the gene pgtC, whose product is annotated as putative glycosyltransferase. Lineage: Eukaryota; Evosea; Eumycetozoa; Acytosteliales; Cavenderiaceae. The record is from RefSeq and is a predicted model, not a curated record. The coding region runs from base 1 to 3174 and encodes 1057 amino acids. Gene Ontology annotation, molecular function: glycosyltransferase activity. The transcript is spliced from 4 exons.